Toxoplasma gondii ME49 is the source of this 8687-nucleotide messenger RNA. RefSeq lists its product as hypothetical. Gene Ontology annotation, molecular function: serine-type peptidase activity. Gene Ontology annotation, biological process: proteolysis. Lineage: Eukaryota; Apicomplexa; Conoidasida; Eucoccidiorida; Sarcocystidae. Bases 975 to 7982 code for a protein of 2335 amino acids. The transcript is spliced from 4 exons. The record is from RefSeq and is a predicted model, not a curated record.
GACACUUUACUCCAGAAAAGGAUGUGUGGACUCCACACCCGCUGGGGAGGGUCGCGCGUCUUUGGCUGUGUUGAGCGCGCGACGGCUGCGUUGACGCCCUCGUGUCAACUCUGACGGCCGAGAGAAAAAGUCCAGCUUUCCCUCAGUUAGGAACGUCUCAUUUUCUCGAGUCUUAUGUCAUGGAUAUGAACUCCCUUCCUCGCGGUGGCAUCCAGAGAUCCACCACGGGUUAUGUGCGUGGAAUUCUCGGGCAGCCUCAGAGACAACGCGCGGCGCGUGCAGCGAGAUUGGCUUGAGCGGCCUCGCUGUGUCGAUCGUGCCUCUCUCUGUUCGGAAAUUCCUUCUUCCACGCUCGUUUGCUGAGAUUUCUGACCGCUCGCCGCUGUGUUCGAGAGAGCGUCUGACGCUCGAAACACCAGCGACCACGCGGAGUGCAGGGAUCUGCGCCAGUGUUUUCUGGAUUUUUCGCAUUCGUGUCGAUUUCUCCUUCGCUGUGCUGUCUCUUCUGUUCAGUCGCGGAGGACGGGGACUUCUUUGGGAAGAAAGGGUCCUCCGCGUCGACCUGUGCAUGUGCGGCAGACCACCUGGAAGGCAGAAAGAUCCCCGUUUCGCGGCGACCUGGAAACUAGCGAGUGCUGCGGCGGUUGAAACGCGGAACGCCAGUCUCUCUGUGUGCUGUGCUCUCUCUCAGAAGUUCCCAAACACAGGCAACCUGAAGCUCCGGCUGUCACCGAGCGCCUCUCAGUCCUGGCCAGUCAGGUGUAUGUACACCGCGGGAGUUGGCUGUUCAAACGCAGCGAAACGCGGACCGAGCACCAUGGCGGUUUUCCACAGGAAGCAGGGGACGACUGAAGUUCGUUUUUCGCCGGUUCUCCAGCUCGACUGAGUUGAAGGCUUCUUUCUGCUCGCCGCGCGGCAUUCUCUGUACAUUUUUCCGUUUCGUUUCUCGUCUUUCGUCCCUGCGGCGGCACACGAUGGGGAAACCCGUGCAUCUGCGCCCACUCGCCCCAGCGGUUCUCUCGCGCCGUCCUCCCGCCGCAGACCCUCACGAGGGCGGCUGCGCAUUUCAGGCUUUCCUGUCUUGCGCGAGAAGGUUCCACAGAGAUGCUCGAUCCAGAAGUUCCGACGCUCCACUGAGUUUCGCACCGCGACCAAUUGACCGCGUUCUCGAGUCUCGGCCGUCCUUCGCGUCGACUCAGACGUGCGUCGUCUCCCGCUGCAGAGAUGGUAGUCUGCUCUGCGGCCGAGGAGAGGCAGGCGGGGAACGCAAGCAAGGUGGGACUGUCCAGCGCGGAAGACCCAAUGCAGAUGGCGGUGGACCGAGCUCGGGAGAGAGGCUGCCGACAGAGGAAAAGGGGGGGGGAGAGACCGAGGCGGCGACGGCUCGUGACAAGAAGGCGAGGGUUUCAGGGAGGCCUCUCGUUGGUCUUCGAGAAAAAUCUGACACGAGCGCUCGGCAGAAGCACACCGUCUGCGACCGAGAGACGCUUCUGCGGGAAAUGGACACACAUGCAGGCGACCACAAACCGCUGUCUUUUGAUCUGCCCAAAGACGCCUUCCCCUCCCAAGGUGAUCUGCUCGUUUCUGGAACGGAUCCGUGGCGCGCCCUGGAGGAUGACGCCGCCAUUCUUCACGCGUUCUUCCCCUCUGCAAGGCGAUCCGCCAUUGCUCGGAGACAGCGUGAGUGGCGAUCACAGGAGACAAACGAAGAAAGAACACUGGAGAACGGAGACCUCGACUUCCCGAGCAAGUCCGCUGUCUUCGUCUCAGAGCGUGGAUGCGACUUCUCCCCAGUCUGCUCCUUGGAGAAGAAGACGAGAAGACCCCCGAGAGAGAGAGAGCGAGGGAGAGACGUCGAGAGGCUCUACCACAGUCAAGACCUCUUGACUCCUCCUCUUCGACGGUACCUCACCUUCGCAAACAAGGAAUGCAUUUCCGCCAUAGAUUUUGCUGAGGAGGCCCUGAACUCCCUCGUCGUCGCUUCUCCACGCAACGAAAACCUGGACCGCACGCCGAGCUCAUCUAAGUCCUCUUCUUCCUGUGUCUCUUCUUCUGUCGACUCGUCGUCUAUCUCCUCAACCUGUGUCUCCUCUUUACCUUCUGAUGCGCGGAGAACAGACUGCGGCGGGGCUUCCACUGACUCUCCUUCGCAUCUGUUUCCGGCGGAGGAGGAACUCUUUUACACGAGCAGAUUUCUGGAAGGGUUUUGCGGGAAGGCUGUGGCGGAGACGGCGAAGGAGCAGGCGGUCGCGGAGCUUCUCAGCUGGAUGUAUCGACAGAAAGUCUGUCGUUCUUCUGCGGUCGCUGCCUCAGAGCCAACCAGCCGCGGUCGCCACUCCUCAGACGCUCUCCAGGCGAGUCGCGGAACGGGGAACGAACAGAGCAAACAAGUCGAGGGAGAGAGGAGGCGAGGAGAGAGAGAGGACGAGGAGAUCUCCGUGUGCAAGGAGGCGGUGUGGCGACAAGUAGAGGCAGCUGCGCAAGCGGCAGAAGUCGCAGACAGUCUGAGCGUGGAAGUUCUGGACGGCCGAUGGGUUUACUAUGAGCGCCCUUCACCUUUCGAUCCAGGCUACCCCGUCAUCUGUCGAAGGCGCUUGCCCGGGAAAAGGGAGACAGAGACUCAUCGCGAGAGGGUGCUUCCAUCCGACAGAGGCUCUGGGGAGAACGCAAGGAGUCCAAGCGAGGAAACGCGGUUCCAGGAGCGCGCGAAAAGAAGGAAGGUUUCCAGUGAUGCAUGUCCCGACAACACUGCAGUCAAAAAGGAGCGGAUAUCUUCGACGCCGCUGAACCGCAGGGAAGCUUCUUCGCCUCCUUUUUCUUUUCCUUCGUCGCCUUCUUCUUUUCCCUCGUCUGCCUCUCCCUUUUCUUUGGAUUCUCCUUUUCUGCAGCAUUCGUUCUCUGCGAGUUCUGGGAGGGAAGAAGACGGUCGAGGAGACAUCGACGCCAGAGCGAGGAAGCAGAGAGAAGCUGCGGAGGAACGCAGCAGUGAGGAGGCGCCACCGCUGCUCACGCUGGCGGAUGUGAUUCAGCGGGAGAGGGAUGAGAGAAGGCGACAGCGAGAAACUCGAGAGGAACGAGAUCCGAAGCUGGAAAACCUCUUUUUGUCUCGUGUCCUCGAGCCUCCUGGUCUUUGGACAGCUCUGGAUCUCCUGCGUGGCGAAGAGCAGCUUCUAGACGUCGGCAGGCUAACAACUGGUGACGCGGGAGAGGAAAGACAAGAUUCAUGUUCUGAUCGUUCAUCUCGAGUCUCGCGAGUCUCAGACGCAGAGAAAGCGCCAGAGGAGAGACAGGAGGCCGCGCGCGUUAGCGAUUGCCGAGUCGGCGCGUUGAAGGCGUUCGACGAGGCUGCGAUACUCGGUUACACGCGGUGUCUCGACAGCUCAGAACGGUACACACUCCACUUCAAGGAUCUCCUCAGCGGGUCUCGCUUCCCCGCGUCGUUCUGUGGAUCGUCCACGCGUCCCUGUGUCUCCUCUCGCGUCACCGCUCAGGCGUCUGCUCUCAACGGGCAGACAGAGAACGAAAGGUCUCCAUGUGUACGGAGAAAUCGGCCCUCUGCAUGUUCUUGGGAUUGCCAAGAGUUGCCUGGCGUCUCUCUAGGCUUCGUCAAAGACUUCGAAUUUUUCGCCGUCGGCGAGCCAUCACCAGGUUCUGAACGUUGGCACAACUGCACGCGAGAAGUGACGGAGUUAGCAACUGAGAGAGACCAACAGGGAAACGGGGUACUCGGCGCUGCGAAGCACCCAAGAGUGCUCGGGUGUAUGUACACCUCAGUCGACCCUUGGACAGGUCGACCGCACAUGCUGCGUCGGUGUCUGCUCGCCCUGCAUCGGCCAAGCGACUCUGUUUUCCCGUCUUUCUUUUCUCCUCUGUCUCUCGCGUCUCUUCGAUCUUCUGGGAUCGCGAGAAAACAUGCGCGCAACGCAGAGGCGAGAAACUCCACUCCGCACUUGGAGGUGCUUCGCGACGAGAUCGUCCUUGAUUUGAGCGACGAGACGCUCUGGGGUGCGAUGCAUGUCGCUCUCGGCAAGACACCUGACGGCCGCUUUUUCACCAUCACGGCGACAUCUCGCUGUCGAACAGCCUCGUGGAUUCUAAGCGCGACAAAAGCUCUGGACACCCCGCUUCCAGUGAUGGACGGCCCGACGCACUUCUUCACGACGAGGGGCAAGCAUCUGCUUCUUUUCGACGUUUCGCAACACAACGCCUUCUCAGCUUUUGCGUUGUCUCUCGAGGCCGUUCUGGAAAGGCAGGGUGUGCAGAAAGUCGGGGAAAACUCUUUCCGGUUUCCCCUGUCUUCUUUCGACUCGUCUGCUCCUGUCUCUCCUGGGGACGCGUCAAGAAGAGCCAUCUCGCCGGGCAUGCGUUAUCCUUCCUCAGAACCAAUGACAAACAAUCUGAACGCUGAGACCUCGUUCGCGCCUUCUCUCUCUGAGUCAUCCUCAGCACCUCCCGACUCCUCUUCCCUUUCGUCUUCCCUUUCGUCUUCUUCUCUUCCACCUUUUCGGUCUUCUUCUCUUUCUUCUUCUCCUUCGCCGUCUGCUCUCUCCCCCUUGGACAGCGUGGAGGCAGGAGCUGUAGGUACACUCCGGUUGAUUCGUCUCUUUCAUUUGUCGUCCUUUCUCUUCUCCGAUUUGGACUUGACACCACGUCACAUUGCAGUGUACGGGCUGCGAUCCCCUAGCUGUCCUGUCGUCGUUGUCGUCGAACUCGCCGACUCGGAGACCGACCAACAUUCUCUAUCCUCGUCUCUCUCUGAUUUGCCGAAUUCGUCUUCCUCCUCUGACGCCUCUGCUUCGCCACCAUCUCCCCCUUUCCUCUUCUUGUCUUCUUCAUCCUCUUCACUGUCUUCCUCUUCGCUGCCUUCGUCGUCUCUGUCGCCUUCUCCUGACUCUUCUCUGUCUUCUCUUUCCACUUCCCCCGCUCUGCUUUCUUGCUCAUCUGUGUCUCCUGUUUCCUCUCGCGAGAGCUCAGCCGCUCAAGCGUCUCCAUCCUGGAAGUCGCAAGCCACAGAAGUACGCCUGUCUGCGUUGAGCAACAGUUCGGGUGUCGGCGUCUUGCAGCCUGGUGUGAAUCACCAUACUUCGUUUCUUCGUUUUCUGCUCCAGUCUCCGUUUGAUCCUUCCCUUCAGUGCUCGCUUGAUCUGAGGACAAUGUCCGUUCGAACUCAGCGACUGCACACCGUCGACCUGGAAAUCUUGAAAACGGCUGCGAAAGUCUUUCUUCUCCGCUUUUUCCCGAGCUUGUCUUUCACCCCCUUCCUUCUCCGAGACACCGAAAACACCGUUCUUUCCUCUCGCUCCAGUUUUUCUUCUUCUCUCUGCCACUCCAACUCUUCUUCGACUUCGAGUUCCUGCUCCCCUCUAUCUCCCGUUCCCGCUUCACCCUUCGCUUCUUCCUCUUCGUCUUCUUCCUCUUCGUCUUCUUCCUCUCUCUCUUCUUCCUCUUGUUGUACGGCUCCGCAUUUGUCGUCAGCGGCUUCCGACUUCUUUGCUGCCGGUCGUCCUCGUCCUCUCUCUCUUGGAGAGAGGCGGUCGGAGCCUGAAGAAGCACCUGGCUCCGAAGUCACCUCGAGCGAGAGAGCGGAGUCUCGGAAAGAGAGGGAGGAUGCCGAGAAGCCGCGAAGAGUGGAGGAGCUGGGCACCGUUUCGCUCGCAAACUUCGAGGGCGCAGAGCCUCCGUGUGGAGACAGAGAAGACGACGGGGAACACGGUUCUUUCGAGGGCAAUCCACUCGGCAAAGUCGAAGUCAUUUCCCUUCCCUCGCGAGAUGGAAAAAGUCUGAUUCCGGUGACCCUGUUGCUCCCUGCCAAUUUCGAAGCUGAAGCUCGUGGCGCAACGCUGGCUUCCCAAGACAAAAGGGAGAGAAACGAAUGCGAAGGAACAGCCCAAGAGAAGCUCCAAGAACCCACAGAGAAGGAAUGCGCAAAUCCCGAGAAUCUCGCUCUGACGAAGAAGACGACCGAAGAUCAAGAUCGACCCGUUUUCACGUUCACGAUUUCAGUCCAUCCCUUCUCGUCGCGAUUCUCUCACCUCUGCUCUUCUUCCACUACCUCUUCUACCUCUUCUACCUCUUCGUCUUCUUCGUUGUCUUCUCCGGUUUCUUCUCUGUCUUCCUGCAGUGCUUCCUGCAUGUCUGACUUUCGUUCACAUACCGACAAGACGUUCCGGAGUUGCUCACAGCGAUCACACGGGACGGAUGAAGCCUUUUCGUUUCGUUGUUGGGGUGCCUCGCCGCUGUUGCUGCUGGCCUACGGGGCGUACAAACGUCCUCUUGCUGUCGCCUUUUCACCGCUGCAUUUGUUGCUUCUCUCCCUAGGGUGGCGUGUGGCGUUCGUACACUGUCGAGGCGAAGGCGCAGGAGAAUGCGAAGGCGGCGAGAGCGGCCGGGGGCUGCAAAAACAUGAAUCGCUUGACGAUUUGGAAGACGCCGUCGACGCAUUUGUGGCGAUGAACCUCGCGGAGAGAAACUCCAUUUUCCUGAAGACGUCGUCGGCAGGAGGCGUCCUUGCAGGCGCCUUUCUCGCCUUCCAAAAACUGCGGACUCGGAUCCGCGGCGUCGUCAUUCGCCAUGGAUUCUUCGACGUCUACACGGCCAUGAGAAAGGGGAGUGGAGAGGCGAGGGAAGGGGGAGGAGAGGAACUCAGGGGAGAGGACCAAGAGAACUCGAGGAAAGGACGAGAAGCGAGAAUGGGGAAAGGGAAGGAGGAGGCUUUAAGAGAAGAGAAAGGAGAGAGCUCACGCGGCGAGGAAGAUCCACUUCGUCGACUGGAGGAAGCAGAAUGGGGGAAUCCGAACUGCAGGGGAGAAGAUGAGACAGAUGUGGAGAGAGAGGAGAGAAAUGCACAUCUUGGAAAUAUUCUGUCCUACAGCCCCUACACGAAUUUUCAUCCUCCCCGAGGGUAUCUCCUCAGACUCGCGAAAGCGAAGCCUGUGUUUCCGCGAGGCCGUAGUCGAGACUGCGUCGCCUUGUCGUCGAAACCUGCUGCUCGCUCGGCGAAAGGGGGGGACCUGGUGGAGGCCCAGGGAGGCUUUCACUCGGAGAAUUCAACAGAGAGAAGAACUGGGCGCUGGUCAGGAAGCAACAACGGAGUCGACAGCGUCGGACAGCAACGCGGAAAGCGGCUGGGCAACGGCCAGGAAGAACGUCCAAAAGAGGUGAGAAGCUCGCGGGAAGACGCGCUAGAGCCAUCUUUCCAGGAACGAGAGGAGGAGAUGGGGGUCGAGUUCUUCGGUCGAGACUCCACAGGGGAAAGGCGAAAGGACCUUUGUUUUCCUCCGAGAGGGAAGGCGUGUGGAGAACAUGCGACCCGAGUCCGAGACUCCGACUGGGAGUUUCCCUCUCUCUUUCUCUCGACCUCUCUCGGUGACGGCAUCGUGAAGCCUUGGCACUGUGCAAAGUUCUUAGGGAAACUCGAGACGAUGAGAAGCCUCGGAGAGAAGGGCGUCUUCUCCGUUCCAAGAAACGCCACAGAAAGCGACAGACACAAAGAGCUUCUCGGAGAAGCGAACGAAUCGAGGCACGCGGAGAGACAACUCUCGUCAUCGAGGAAACGCCAAGACGAAGGAGAGGCCAGAGGCCAGCAGGCUGCGAGCGCAGCUGCGGGAGCACAUGCAACGAGCAUCUGGAGAGCACAGGAAACGCAUAGACUGGAAAGGAAAUCGCAUGCAGUUCGACACACACACAUGCCUGUUGGUGACGGAAACUCGAGGCCCGGAAAGCAGUCUCUCUCAGAACAUCACGCAAGCGGGAGAAUUCUCGAGCGAAAUCCGUUUCGCGAAAGCCACACUGCAGACGAGGUAGACGCGUGCGUUAGUGAGAGAGACCCCGGGGAACAUUUAAUUUUUUUCAAGCUAAAAGGCGACGCCGAAGGGCACUGCGGGAGUGAAAAUCGUAUGGCACAGUAUCGGGACGAGGCAGAGGAACUCUGCUUUUUCUACAGAGUUCUUCAAAACGGUGAAGACAAAGAGAGCCGUGAAUAAACGUCGAAGCCGCGUACACAUGUGUCUUUCUGACCUCCCGGCAAAGAAGCCAAUGUCCACCUAAUCGUCCCGUUCUUUUUUCAAAAAGAGUGACGCUCUAUCGUGCAAACGAUUGAAACCAAUGCACGCCACAACCCCAUCGACGCCGACGCGGAGUCUUGGCGACUCCCUGAAACCCUCUCUCGGCCGCGGUGUCUCUUUCCUUUCUCCUUCAUUUUCUCGUUCUGGACUUACCAAUUUUCGCGCUGCGUUCUCUGCAAAAUUCCUUCUCACGCGCCGGACUCGCGCGAGCGCCACCUGCAGCCUGUUUGCGUUCGUCUGUGACGGUGUCGGCGCGUCCAACGAAAAAUGCACUUUGUCCGACACCCGAGACGCGCCUGAAAAACACUGAAACGGACUCCAGUUACGACGCGGUACAGACCAAGUGCUGUAGAAUUCGACCGCACACACCACCACCCGACAGGACUGCUGAAGACAGCGAACGCUGGAUUUCAGUACCCUCCGACAAAUAGGGUGUUUCCCGCCGGUUCGGUGCUCGGCGCAGUGUGGAGACGCCUGACGUCUCUCGUUAUUACGGGAGACAGUCUCUUGCUCAGAUGCUCGUGUGAUCAGGAUCCUCGUGGUCCGACGGGGGCAACGACUCACAAGCAACUGCGCCUGUGUCUACGAACGACGGGGUCCACGGACAGGCUAGUGUGGCAGAAG